GUUUAUUAUUAUUUUUAUAAGUUUUCACUUUUAUUGUAAAACUCGUCCAAUGGAAAUUAAAUCUGUGUUCAAUUUAUUAUAACUUAUGUAGAUGUUCUUCCUCAAUUAUAUUUUAUAUAGCUAUUAUUAACUGUUGUAGAAUAAUGUUUGCAUUAUAUGUUUGCAUGUGCCUGUGCACAUGUAAAAUUAUGUAUUUAUGUAUAUUUGAUUUUGUUUUUUGUUUUUUUUUUGUAGGUGUAAUCCAAAUUUUUGAUGACCCCAAUAAAUUUAUCUGCCAUUGUGGUAAGAAAUACCGCCAUAGGAAGAGUCUUUGGAACCAUAGAAAUUUUGAAUGUGGUGGUAAAGAACCACAAUUCUCCUGUCCAUAUUGUUCUUAUAGUGCUAAACGUAAAGGUCAUCUCAAAAGUCAUGUUUAUUUAAAGCAUUUUAAUGAAAUAGUGUCUUGAACUAUUUCUUAAAAGAUUUUACUCUAGAACAAUACUCAUGUGAUCGAUGUGGCAGGCAGUACAAACACAGAUCUAGUUGGUAUGCUCAUAAAAAACAUGAAUGUGGAAAAGAUCGUUUACAUUGUUGUCCCCAAUGUAAUUAUAAAAGCUCAAGAGAAACUUAUGUAAAAAGACAUAUGAUACUUCGACAUUGUUCAUUUUGAAGGAAUAUUUUUACAAAAUAUAUUAUUUCAUUAUUCAUAUAUUUGUAUUAAUAAAAAAAAAAGAUUAUUGUUUGUUAUUUUUCAUUUCUUAGUAGAAUAUUUUCAUAAAUAUUUUGCUACUGAAGAUUAAGGAAAAACUAAAUAUGUUGCUUUAGUAGUAUUUUAAAUUUUUAUUUUCAUCUGUACACUCAUUUCAUUGCUGACCUGUUAAUUGUCAUAUGUAUGACAAAUAUUUUACCAUUUCAUAAUAAUUCUGGAAAAAGCAAAGCUAUAUUGGGACAGAUUGUAAGAAAUACAUACUAUUUCUUAGGUAGGCCCAAAUAUCUAUUCUUAUGUAGACAUAAGAAAUAUUAUUUGCUUUGUACUCUUAUAAAAUAAUUAGAUACAAAAUUUUCUGUGCCUCUUUUUAUUUUUUUUCUCUCAUUGACUCAUUAUUUAUUUAGACUUUCAUUAUAUAAAUGUAAAAAAAUAUAUUACAUCUGCAAACAUCAGCUUUAGUUAAGCAUUGCUUCUUCAAAGAUUAACUAAAAUAAUACUGUACGAUUUUUUAUUGGUUAAUAAAAAUUCUAUUACCUUACAAGACAUUUUAUAGACAUAAGUAACAUCAAAAAAUUUUUUUUUUCUUAUUUCAAUCACAUUUAAUCUAGGCACCCGGGGAGAGAUGUUCCUGGCCGCUCCCUCCUUUUUCCCCCUAGCUCUAUCCCAAACUGGAUAAUAGACUAUUACUCCAUAUUAACUCCUGAAGAAUUCUACUUCGAAGCAAAAAACGUACUCUUUAAGAAAUUAAAUAACAUUAAAUUGUGCAUCGAAUGAGUACCUAAACGUAAUAUGUUGGUUAAGUGAUAUUUUCGAAAGCCACGGUCAACGAAUGCUGAUUUUGGUUAAAAGUUGGGAUAAAUUACUAUACAUGGCCCUGCUGCUAGGAAAUGUUUCCUGAUAGAAAAAAAAAAUGCAUAGAAUAAAAAUUGUAGAGCAACCAAUUCCCCUGAGUAGAUGACUUAUUCCACCUGAAAUAGCUAAUCUCCCGAUGGCUUGAAAUUGGUAAUGAAGGUAUGUGUGAUUUUCAACAUUUCAACAGUAUGGAUCUCUAUUCUAUGGAGUUAACACAUACCUUCAACAAGCAUUGUAUGUUAUUAAAAAUUUUAAAAAAACUUACUUCAGUUUCAACAUUCUCAC
Messenger RNA from Nezara viridula (southern green stink bug), 1825 nucleotides. The record is from the annotation of a GenBank genome assembly. Lineage: Eukaryota; Metazoa; Arthropoda; Insecta; Hemiptera; Pentatomidae.